UGGUCUCCCUGAGAGAUAAAUUGUGUGUGGUACAAUUGGUAGAGUCGGGUACGAAGCUGUCCUUUCGAGUUUCCUGCGAGGGACAGUUAACAGCCUCAGCUACGACUACCCACACCAAGCGCUUAAAUCACAUAAACCGACAAAAAAAAAAAAAAGGGGACAUUACCUGGGAGUAACCAUGUCGGGAAAUAAAGACAGUGACGGCGGAUGGAGGAAAUUUGUGUGGAAUUCAGAGAAGAAUGAGUUUCUAGGAAGAACAGGGGGCAGUUGGUUUAAAAUCUUCUUGUUCUACGUGAUAUUCUAUGGAUGCUUGGCUGGAAUUUUCAUUGGGACCAUUCAGGCAAUGAUGCUUACGUUAAGUAACUACAAACCCACCUAUCAGGACAGAGUCGCUCCCCCAGGUCUGUCACACACCCCACUCUCAGAAAAAUCUGAAAUUGCUUUCAAAAAGUCUGACGAGUCUACAUAUAACAAGUACAUCACCAGCGUGAAUAAUUUCCUUCAAGUUUAUGAUGACAGCCGUCAGGAAGAUAUGAUGAAAUUUGAAGACUGUGGAGACAUUCCUCAGUCAUACAAGGAACGUGGAAAUCUGGAAAUUGAAACGGUAGAGAGGAAAGCCUGCCGUUUCCGCAGGUCUUGGCUUGGCAGCUGUUCAGGGGAGAGCGAUCCCACCUAUGGCUUUAAGGAGGGAAAGCCCUGCAUUAUUGUUAAGCUCAACAGGAUUGUCAACUUCAGACCAAGGGUUCCUUCUGACAAUUCGUCCCUCCCAGAGGCUCUGCAGGGCAAACUAAUGCCCAACCUGAUCCCUAUUUACUGCAAAAAUAAGAGAGAAGAGGAUGAAGACAAGAUUGGAGAGAUCAAGUACUUUGGCAUAGGUGGGGGAUUUCCUCUCCAGUACUACCCGUACUACGGCAAACUGCUGCAGCCCAAUUACCUGCAGCCUCUGGUGGCCAUUCAGUUUACCAACCUCACUGUUGGUCAGGAGCUCCGUAUCGAGUGCAAAGCAUAUGGAGCAAACAUUAACUACAGCGAGAAAGACCGCUAUCAAGGACGUUUCGAUGUUAAGAUCACAGUCAGCUCGUGACCUCAGCCAUGACAAGCACUCUCAUUUUAAAAACAAAUAAAAUGUAGAGAGAAUUAAAGAGAUCAGAUAAACACCACUAGUCUUUGAACAUUCAUAAUAUACAGGACCUACACUUAAUUCGUGUGCUUUACACUAGCUUUUCUGUGUGUUUGUUGAGGGUUAGAAUGUAAAAUACAAGAGUAGCAAUAGCAAAUAUUUAUUCUACUGUAAAUGAAAAUAUUCCUUGAGCCAUGGGAUGUGUUCAUCUAUUACUGUAAAACCGCAAUUCCACUACUGACGUGUAGCGAGCUGUGUUUCUGUCCCCAAAGUAUUUCAUCCUAAUGUGGUUUCUAUAUAUUUUUGGAGUGUCCAGUGCUGUAGUCUAGUCCUGUUGUAAUCUCUUUUGUCUUAUGUCAGCUUUAGUGGUCCAAGGUGUGUGUGUGCUUGUGUCUGUGUGCAGGUGUGUUAGUUUAUGUGAGUGUGUGGAGUGUGUGUUAAUGUGCUCUGAUUAACUGAAAUACUAGCAUGGUACUCUGAACCUUUAUGGCCCAUGUAUGAGUAAAUGACUACGCUCCAUGGAAUCUUUUUUUUUUUUGUGUGUUCCUUAAUCCAAGUUGUUCAAGUUGACUGUGGAAGGAUACAUUUGUACACCUUUUCUUUGUCGUUCACCUUAGCUGUAGGAUAUGGUUUGAUGACAUUUCUGUUUGAUACUCUUACAUAUGUUCAUUCUUAAUUCAUAGUGUAGAGCUUUGUGGGUCCAGCCUAGAAGACUGUCACCUCCAUGGAAACAGUGGCAACUCAGUGCUUUGAAAUCUGUUUUGCUGGAGACAUCACAUGAUGUGAUGCAACUUACUAUUGAAUGUUUUAGCCAUUUUCAUGGUGGAAGAAUUUUAUAUUUAUGCAGUUGUACAUUUUUUUCAAAGUGUAAUGUAUGAAUCCAAUACCAAAGUCGCUGGUCAAAGAGUUAGAGAAUAUCAGAGGCAAUGCAGUAUCCCGUGUAAUGAGAUGUUUAGUUGGUGUGAAAAUACUUAAUUCAGUGUUGAAGAUCAAAACACUUGUCAGGAGUCUGCUCUUGUCACUUUAUUUAAUCUGCAUAAGGCUGAAACAAUAAACAGAAAAGUGAGACAACUGAGAA
Xiphias gladius (swordfish) is the source of this 2198-nucleotide messenger RNA. RefSeq names its product ATPase Na+/K+ transporting subunit beta 1a (gene atp1b1a). The coding region runs from base 179 to 1084 and encodes 301 amino acids. Lineage: Eukaryota; Metazoa; Chordata; Actinopteri; Istiophoriformes; Xiphiidae. The transcript is spliced from 6 exons. The record is from RefSeq and is a predicted model, not a curated record. Gene Ontology annotation, molecular function: ATPase activator activity. Gene Ontology annotation, biological process: potassium ion import across plasma membrane; intracellular sodium ion homeostasis; sodium ion export across plasma membrane. Gene Ontology annotation, cellular component: sodium:potassium-exchanging ATPase complex.